Quercus lobata is the source of this 2002-nucleotide messenger RNA. Its product is annotated as 3-phosphoshikimate 1-carboxyvinyltransferase 2. The coding region runs from base 238 to 1800 and encodes 520 amino acids. The record is from RefSeq and is a predicted model, not a curated record. Gene Ontology annotation, biological process: chorismate biosynthetic process; aromatic amino acid biosynthetic process. Lineage: Eukaryota; Viridiplantae; Streptophyta; Magnoliopsida; Fagales; Fagaceae. Gene Ontology annotation, molecular function: 3-phosphoshikimate 1-carboxyvinyltransferase activity. The transcript is spliced from 8 exons.
ACAACAACCACAUUUGUACAACAUUUCAAUCGCAACGUACAAGCGCUCAUAGCACAAAACAAAACAAAGUACAUUACUCAAAUUUUCUGGUAGCAGUGGCUUUUUGGUUUGGUGAACUCUCCCCUCACAUAGUCAGUCCAAUUCAACAAACACCCAUUGCGCCAAAACCAAAACCCAUUUGAGAAAUAGAGAGUUUAAGAGAGAGAAAGCUUUAGUUUUAGAGAGAGAAAGAGAAAAAUGGCUCAAGUGAGCAAAUUCUGUAGUGGUGCUCAAAACACCCAAAUCUUUCACAGCAAUCCCAAAACCCAAAAACCCAAAUCUCUGAGUUCACUCUCUUUUAGGUCACAGUUUUUGGGCUCAUCAAAGUCUUUGACUUUGAAUCACAAGCAUGUGGGCGUGGUGGGUAGCGAUAAAGUUGGUACAUUUAGGGUUUAUGCUUCAGUUGCCACAGCUGAGAAGCCAUCAACGGUACCGGAGAUCGUGUUGCAACCCAUCAAAGAUAUCUCCGGCACCAUCACGUUGCCGGGGUCCAAGUCACUGUCUAAUCGGAUUCUGCUUCUGGCUGCUCUAUCUGAGGGAACAACUGUUGUAGACAACUUGUUGGAUAGUGAAGAUAUUCAUUACAUGCUUGGUGCAUUGAAAACCCUAGGACUACAUGUGGAAGAAGACAAGGCAAUAAAAAGAGCAAUUGUGGAAGGCUGUGGUGGUCUCUUUCCAGUGGGUAAAGAAUCAAGGGAUGAAGUUCAACUUUUCCUUGGAAAUGCCGGAACAGCAAUGCGGCCAUUGACAGCUGCAGUUACCGCUGCUGGUGGAAAUUCAAGCUACAUACUUGAUGGGGUGCCCCGAAUGAGAGAGAGACCAAUUGGGGAUUUAGUUGAUGGUCUUAAGCAGCUUGGUGCAGAUGCCGAUUGUUUUCUUGGCACAAAAUGUCCUCCUGUGCGUGUGUUUGGAAAGGGGGGUCUUCCUGGGGGUAAGGUGAAGCUCUCUGGGUCAAUUAGUAGUCAAUACUUGACUGCUUUGGUCAUGGCUGCUCCUCUGGCUCUUGGAGAUGUUGAAAUUGAAAUCAUUGACAAAUUGAUUUCCGUUCCUUAUGUCGAGAUGACUUUGAAGCUGAUGGAACGCUUUGGGAUCUCUGUGGAACACAAUGAUAGUUGGGAUCGGUUCUUGAUCCGUGGAGGUCAAAAGUACAAGUCUCCUGGAAAUGCUUAUGUCGAAGGUGAUGCUUCAAGUGCUAGUUACUUCUUAGCUGGUGCAGCAGUCACCGGUGGGACAGUUACCGUUGAAGGCUGUGGGACAAGCAGUUUGCAGGGAGACGUAAAAUUUGCAGAAGUUCUUGAGAAGAUGGGUGCUAAAGUUACCUGGACAGAGACUAGUGUCACAGUCACUGGACCACCUCGAGAUUCUUCCAAAAGAAAACACUUGCGAGCUAUUGAUGUCAACAUGAACAAAAUGCCAGAUGUUGCAAUGACUCUUGCUGUAGUUGCCCUUUUCGCUGAUGGACCAACUGCUAUAAGAGACGUGGCAAGUUGGAGGGUGAAAGAGACGGAACGGAUGAUUGCCAUUUGCACAGAACUCAGGAAGCUUGGAGCAACAGUUGAAGAAGGGCCGGAUUAUUGUUUGAUCACUCCACCGGAAAAUCUCAAUGUGACAGCUAUCGACACAUACGAUGAUCACAGAAUGGCCAUGGCAUUCUCACUUGCUGCCUGUGGAGAUGUUCCUGUCACCAUCAAGGACCCUGGUUGCACCCGGAAAACAUUCCCGGACUACUUUGAAGUCCUCCAGAGGUUUACAAAGCAUUGAACAGGCCAUUUACAUAUAAAUGUGUGAAAGAUAAGAUCCAUGUGACCUGUCACCGCAACCAAAGCGGCAGGUAGCCAGGCCACACUUUUUUUUUUUCUUUCUAUAUUGCCUUAGUUUUUUAUUAUAUGUAAUUGCAAGUUGAGCUUAUUGGUUGUAAGACUGUAAUUUAUUUUCUACUCAAUGCAGUCUCAUCUCUCUCUGG